ACUUGGUUUCCGUUUGCUGCUGCCCCUUCAACCGAAAACAGAAUAUCGAAGAAGACAGAAGCACAGAACUAGGGUUUCGGCGGGACCAUGACUUGCCUAACCAUCGAGCAGGUGUUGAAGGAGAAACAGACCGGUGAUCGUAACGCCGUUACUGUUCUCGAUCUGAAUUGGAAAGCUCUCUCUGAUGUUUCGUGCUUGAGCGAGUUCAAGAACUUGGAGAAACUCGACCUUGGAUCCAACAAUCUCACUUCACUUGAGGGCUUGCGGUCGUGCGUCAAUUUGAAGUGGUUGUCAGUUGUUCAAAACAACUUGCAGAGUUUGAAAGGAAUCGAAGGCCUUUCUAAGCUUACUGUAUUAAAUGCUGGCAAAAAUAAGCUUAAGUCAAUGGAAGAAGUAAAAUCUCUUGUGAGCUUGCGUGCAGUCAUUUUGAAUGAUAAUGAGAUAGCUUCCAUAUGCAAGCUUGAUCAAAUGAAAGACUUGAACACUCUAGUGCUUUCCAAAAAUCCAAUUCGUAAAAUUGGUGGUUCUCUGGCCAAUGUGAAAUCUAUCAGGAAGGUUUCUCUUUCUCAUUGCCAACUGGAAGCUAUCGAAUCAUCUCUAAAGUCCUGCACCGAGUUGAAGGAGCUCCGACUUGCUCACAAUGACAUCAAGGUUGUCCCACCAGAGUUGGCUUCUAAUAGAAAGCUUCAGAAUUUGGACUUGGGAAAUAACUUGAUCACUAGAUGGUCAGAUCUUAAGGUGCUUAAUUCACUGGUUAACCUGAAAAACCUCAACCUACAAGGAAAUCCUAUUGCGGAGAAGGAUGAAUUAGCUAAAAAGGUCCAAAAUUCAUUGCCAAACUUGCAUGUAUUUAACGCUAAACCAAUAAAUAAAUUUAUUAAUGAUAGGAAAGAUGUGAAUGUUGGAAGAGUUGAUAGCUCUUCACUUAUAGCUGGUAAUGAGAUAGACAAUGCCAGCAUACUUAAUGUGGAUGAGCAAUUGAAGCAGAAGAAAAAGAAAGCUGAAGAGAAAACAUUUAAGAAAGAAGGGCUAGUCCACAAGGAGACUACUGACCAUGAUACAGAGGAGGUAUUGAAGCGGAAAAGGAAAAAGUCGAAUGAUGAAAUCUCAGCGAAUGAAGAAGUGAACUUUGAGAAUAGUGGUGUUGACGUAGAAAUGAAACCCAAGAAGAAAAUGAAGAAAGAAAAUCUCUCUAAGAAAGAAGUUCGGGUUAUCGAGCAGAAUAACGGAGAGGUCAAAAAUAAAUUGAGAAAGAAAUUGAAGAAGGUACAAGGUGAACUUGAUAUUAUAGAUGAUGGUGAAGCUUCUUUUGCAGAUCUUUUUGCUGCAAAUUCUACAGAAAAUACAAAGUACGGUGGUGUGGAGAAAAAAGUUGACAAAGUCGUUCACAAUCUGAAAGAUGCGGAUGGCUUAGCUGCCUACCCUGCAAAGAAAAAGAAAAGUAAAAGCAAGGGCAUCGAACCUAAACUCGACUUUACCCCGACAGUUGAAAUUGGAAUGGGUGGGCUUUCUACUUGGGAUGAUUAGUAACUAAGUUUUGCAGUUGGUUUGUGUUGAUGCCGAUGCUUCCAAGAAAUCAUUUUGAAACCUCUUCUUCUGUUAUCCUGUUUUGUAGCAAUCUACCGGGAUACCUUUGAUUUUUUUGUUUUGUUGAGACAGUUGAGUUUCUUAUGGUACUGCCUUGUAUUUUUCAAAGAUGUACAAUUGAAUGAUUGAUCCAGCGGUAUUGGACACACAUGUUCAAGGCCUCCUUGAUGGUGGGUUUUUUUGGA
Tripterygium wilfordii is the source of this 1772-nucleotide messenger RNA. RefSeq names its product leucine-rich repeat-containing protein 9. The transcript is spliced from 9 exons. Gene Ontology annotation, molecular function: protein binding. NCBI's taxonomy places the organism in Eukaryota, Viridiplantae, Streptophyta, Magnoliopsida, Celastrales, Celastraceae. The record is from RefSeq and is a predicted model, not a curated record. The coding region runs from base 88 to 1527 and encodes 479 amino acids.